This is a messenger RNA of Erinaceus europaeus (western European hedgehog), 1323 nucleotides long. RefSeq names its product chromosome 4 C22orf23 homolog (gene C4H22orf23). The transcript is spliced from 6 exons. The record is from RefSeq and is a predicted model, not a curated record. Lineage: Eukaryota; Metazoa; Chordata; Mammalia; Eulipotyphla; Erinaceidae. Bases 159 to 851 code for a protein of 230 amino acids.
UGGUCACCAGAGCGUCUUCCGGCUCGCUCCAGCCGCGGUGUCUUCGGUAGCUGCUUGGUUGGUGUUGGCCGCAGAGCCUUAGUGAAGGUCUCCGAAGCCGGGUCACCGCAUUCCGUGAGGAACGGAACACCCAGAUCGGUAUUCGAUAAAGCCCUCCCAUGGCUUCCCAAGAUGGAGUGGAGCCAGCGACCCGAGGGACGGAGCUGUCGCGGUGCCGCAGGCCGCCCGCCUACACGGCGGAGACCCGCAGGCUGCUCGGAGUGAUGAUGAAGGAAUCCAAGCUGACUAACUUCCAACAGCGCCACCUCUUGGACACCAUGAACCGAGGAGACGCUCUGCCCCUACAGUGCAGCCCAACAGCCAGCCAGCGGGUGCUGCCUCCCAAGCAGCCGGCCGGGGCCCCCGCCAUCCACCUGCCCCCCAUCCUGGCAGCCCGGUCCCACCUCCGCCCCGCCAGCAUGUGCCAGGCCAAUGGGGCCUACAGCCGGGAGCAGUUCAAACCUCGGGCCACCCGAGACCUGGAGAAGGAGAAGCGAAGGCUCCAGAACAUCUUUGCCACUGGGAAGGACACAGAGGAGGGGAAAAGAAAGCCUCCUCCCCUGCAGCAGGAGGAGCAGCCCCCACAACGGGAUCGCUUCCAAGAAUUGAUACAGGAAGUCCAGGAGAGAAAGGAAUUCCUGGCUGACAUGGAGGCCCUGGGCCAGGGCAGACAGUACCGAGGGAUCAUCCUUACUGAAAUCUCCCAGGUAGGAGAGGCUACGGGGAGCUGGGCGGGGCUGGGCCCACUCAGUGUGGACCAUCAGGUGUGCAGUCAACUCCAGCUGUCCCUCACAUCUGGGGCAGCUCCUUGAGUCCCUACCCUGACCCCCAGCUCUCUGUUGCCUUUAGCAGAAGCUACAGGAAAUGGAAGACAUUGACCAUAAGAAGAAUGAGGAACUCCGGAAUGCUCUGGCCAACACUUAACCUCUCCCCAGAGAUGAGGGGGUAGCCCACCUGCACUGCAGCCCACCCACCUUCAGCUAUGGCACACAGCUACCCAGCACUGCCUGGCAUCCAAGCAAACAGUCCACCUCUCUGAGCGUGAGCUGACUUGUCCUGGACAUCCUUCCAGGGUCUCUGCGACCCAGCCACAGAAACAGACACAAGUUCCGGGUCUUUCCUCAGGCCCUACAUCCAAGGACAGCAAGGCCCAAGGGCCUCCAGCCUGUGUCUACACACAUGGUUCUCUGGACUUGGAAUGAGCAUCUGUGUGAGGGCCUACAAAUUGCCAUAGGAUGUUUAACCACUCUACUUAGCUGGCCAAUAAAGCCUACUCACACAGGU